This is a messenger RNA of Cuscuta europaea, 1068 nucleotides long. NCBI's taxonomy places the organism in Eukaryota, Viridiplantae, Streptophyta, Magnoliopsida, Solanales, Convolvulaceae. The record is from the annotation of a GenBank genome assembly.
CAGAAAAAAACUUUAUAAUUCCAUCACCUCCCAUGUCUCUUACCUUUCUCAUCAUCUUCCUCCUCAGCCCGGCAAUGGCUGCAGCCGUGGAGCUCAGGCUAGGAUACUACUCUAAGACUUGCCCAAAAGCAGAAGUUAUAGUCAGGAGUGUGAUCGCCAAGAAUAUGGAAAGAGAAGCCAGAAGCGCAGCCUCAGUCAGUCAUGCGUCUACAAUUCCAAGAGAUGCUACUGUCCUGGUACUGUCCGCAAGAGAUGGUACUGUCCUGAGUGGAGGGCCAAUGUGGAAUGUAAAGCUGGGAAGGGUGGACAGCUUAACAGCAAGGCAACAAGACUCAGACAGCAUCAUGCCAAGCCCAAGGUCAAACUCAACCCACCUCAUUGAUCUUUUCAGCAGAUUCAAUCUCUCUGUGAAAGAUCUAGUGGCACUUUCAGGUUCUCAUUCCAUUGGCAAAGGAAGAUGCUUUUCAAUCGUUUUCCGGCUAUACAACCAAUCCGGUUCAGGGAAACCUGACCCAACCAUGGAGCCAAAAUUCAGAGCCAGGCUGCAAAAGCUAUGCCCACCUGCAGGCGGUGAUGGGAAUGUAACAGGAGACUUGGAUGCCACGGGUGUGGUAUUUGACAAUCAAUACUUCAAGGACUUGGUCGAAGGGAGAGGUUUUCUAAACUCGGACCAAAGCCUCUUCACCACCCCCCAGACCAGGGGUUACGUCAUGGAAUUUAGCCAAGACCAAAACGAGUUCUUCAACGCAUUCGUUGAAGGUAUGAUAAAAAUGGGCGACCUGCAAUCACGUCGCCCUGGAAAGAUCAGAAGAAACUGCAGGGUGGUAAAUACAUAGCUACCAUAUUGAAAUGAUAAUAUAUGGUCAUUCUUCUUCUGACUUCUGUUUACAAAGUACUACGGAGUGGUAUGUAUUAUCACUAUUGCUAUAGAAUAUUUAACUAUAUUCUAUUACAAAUUAAUAAAUUUUGUAUUUGUUGGUCCAAAAUUGGACGCUCGUAGACUUUUAGGAAAGCUACGUACGACACUCAAGCAGGAAUUAUGAAAGCAAGAACGAGAAUGGAAAGUAG